AUGUCGAAAAGAGGUCUCUCCCCGCCGCCCUCUGGGGGGAUAGUUAUAAAACGUGCCAAAGCUUCUCCUCCACCAUCAAACCAAAUUGCUAUUUCUUCUGCGGGUGAUGAUAGAAAUAAGGGACUUAUUCGUACUGUGCAGCGGACUAGUAAUUUGGAUGCACCUAUUAUCAGCUUAGCAGGAGCACAUUCGGGAGAAAUUACAAGUUGUAGGUUUGACCCUACUGGACAAAAUAUUGCAGCUUGUUCAACAGAUAGAAGUAUCUCCUUCUGGCGAACUUAUGCACCCAACACUAACUACGGCCUCCUCUCAAGCCACGCAAAAGCUCCCAUUCUCGACAUUCAAUGGUCCCUGUUCUCCCCACUCAUUUACUCCGUCUCUGCAGACCACACUCUCUGUAUGACCGACGUAACGACUGGCCAGCGCACCCGCAAAAUUCGUGCCCACCGCGAGAUCAUCAACACGGUUGAUCGCACCAUGGCCAGUGGGUCUGGCGUCGAACUCCUUGCUACGGGAUCAGACGAUGGGACGGUCAAGAUUUGGGAGGGUGGGGAAGAAGCUGGAAAGACAGCAGUUUCCACGUUUGAUAUUGGAUGUCCGGUCACAAGCGUUUGCUGGAGCGCAGAUGGGAACAGUCUAUACAUCGGCGCUAUCGACAAUGAAAUUCACGUCUAUGAUCUCCGCAAAGGUGAACAGGUGUCAUCACUCCUGGGACUGACAGACACUCCGACAUCCCUGUCCCUUUCACCGAACGGAAAUUUCCUCCUCUCACCUUCACUCUCAUCUCAGACAAUUGUUUGGGAUGUUCGCCCCUUUUCUCCUACACCAUCGCGGAUACACCGCGUCCUGCAUGGCGCCCCGGCUGGCUUCGAAAAUACCUUAUUGCGAGGUGCUUGGAGCAGGGACGACGGCGGAAAACGCGCGGCUGUUGGUGGUGCCGACAGGGCAGUGUGCAUCUGGGACGUAGACAGUGCCAAAAUUCUCUACAAGUUGCCAGGUCAUAAGGGGACCGUCACGUCUGUUGAUUUCCAUCCUAAAGAACCUAUCAUCCUGACGGGAAGCAAGGACGGAACAAUGUUGUUAGGCGAAAUCGAAGUUGGCCUUGACGUAUAA
Molecule: messenger RNA, 1113 nt
Organism: Psilocybe cubensis
Lineage: Eukaryota; Fungi; Basidiomycota; Agaricomycetes; Agaricales; Agrocybaceae
Exons: 6
Coding region: 1-1113 (370 amino acids)
Cellular component (GO): catalytic step 2 spliceosome
Molecular function (GO): protein binding; RNA binding
Source: RefSeq, a predicted model, not a curated record